AUGAACUGGAUUUCGAAGAAAUUAAGAGCAGGUGUUCAAGAGAUCAGAGAGCGAACAGGCAAUGGCGUCACUCAGGCGGAAGAUAUAGGAGCAUUAGUGGAUGAAAAUUUAUUCGAAAGAGACAUUCUGCUUGCCACGAAGAAGCUCGCUUCUUCAUCCAACAUUUCCGAAAGAACACAAGCCGUUAAAGACCUGGGACAUUUGUCUUGGUCAGGAGGUUCGUCCGCGGCUGCGUUUUCCGGAAACCAAUUCGUCAAUUUACUCAGUCUGUUAAAUAAUCCAAACGAGCCUGCUGCCCUGAAAAUGCUCACGGUUCAUGCAAUAGGUGAAAUAUGUUGUGCAAACAAAGAAAAUCAGGAUAAAGCAAGAAUGUAUGGUCUUGUUGAGAAACUUACUGAGUUUCUAAGCACCACAGACAGUGAUCCAGACUUUUCUGCUCUGAGACGUUCUACGGCUGCUUGCCUGCUGACCCUCGUGUGUGAAAAUCUGGAGAAUCAGAAGGCUCUCCUUCGCACAGACAAGCUACAAGACCUCUUGACCUCUGUCUCGAUGGAAAACUGGACAGCAUGGGAAGAAAAUGAAGCUGCACAACUGAUCACGUUUCUUGGACUUGAUCAAAGGGAUGAUGCACGUUCUCGAUGGGCAAAGAUGAAAGCAUUUGGCGGAAAUCUACAAAGAGGGACACAAAGAAAAAGUUCUGUUUUUGGCGUCUGA
Messenger RNA from Pocillopora verrucosa, 714 nucleotides. RefSeq lists its product as uncharacterized. Lineage: Eukaryota; Metazoa; Cnidaria; Anthozoa; Scleractinia; Pocilloporidae. The record is from RefSeq and is a predicted model, not a curated record.